Pseudovirgaria hyperparasitica is the source of this 335-nucleotide messenger RNA. RefSeq lists its product as uncharacterized. NCBI's taxonomy places the organism in Eukaryota, Fungi, Ascomycota, Dothideomycetes, Acrospermales, Acrospermaceae. Bases 36 to 212 code for a protein of 58 amino acids. The record is from RefSeq and is a predicted model, not a curated record. The transcript has a single exon.
GUACCGCUACUAAAACCAUCCACAUUAGCAGAUCAAUGCGUGCUGUGUCACUGAAGCGCAUCGUGCCGAGAUCCUAUAUUUCUAGUCAUCGCGAACCAUGGAAGGUAUCGUCAUGGACGAUACCAAAGUCGCGCUGGGAAGGCUUCAAAGGCUAUCUGGGCAGCCCCACGUAUGGCCAAUCUUUAUUGGCCAUGUACUCGCCUGAUCCUUAGGCACGUCAAGCCAUUGAAAGAUCAUGAUGAUACCCAGCUAGUUGGCUGAUUCGUUGUGCAGGGAUGUGAUUUCGAAGCAAUCCAACGAGUCCAGCAUGGAUAUUAGGUUGGGAGGCAGGUCUC